AUGAAUAUAGAGUGGAUAAUUCAAACUUAUAAUUAAGUGAAUAACCUAUUCAACUAUGUCAUGGCAUUUUUAUUGCUUUUUCUUUCUUCUUUUAUUUUUCACUAAUCUUUAUCGAAAUUAAAUCAAAAUAAACUCUUAUAUUUACAAGGGUAGAUUCAGAUGUUAGUGUAGAUGAAACUCAAAGAUAAGAAAAAAUCAAAUAAGGCAUUAAAUUUUUAUCUAGGAAAUUUCUCUAUAUUUAAAAAAUCAUUAAAAGUAAGUUUUAUUUUAUAAUAUCUAGUUUAUUCAUGAAAUAUUAUCCUUCUUUUAUACCAAUCCUUUCAACAAGUUAAAGAUAUUUAUAAUUAUCAAUUACAAUAAGUUUGUUAAUCUCAUUCUCAUUUUUCGAGAUAUCUUUCUUAGAUUAAAUUACAAUAUAUUCAAUUUUACUUAUAAAUUGUGGAACCUUCCUAUUUAUUAUAAUGAUUUUAAAGAUAUUGCAAUCAAUUUGCAUAUUUAAUGGAAAAUGGAGUAAUUUUAUUGUUAUUAUAUAUUUACUAAUACAUCUCUUUUUUUAUCUGGAAUUUUAUUCUUUAAUUGA
Messenger RNA from Paramecium primaurelia, 580 nucleotides. Lineage: Eukaryota; Ciliophora; Oligohymenophorea; Peniculida; Parameciidae. The record is from the annotation of a GenBank genome assembly.